Molecule: messenger RNA, 3618 nt
Organism: Colossoma macropomum (tambaqui)
Lineage: Eukaryota; Metazoa; Chordata; Actinopteri; Characiformes; Serrasalmidae
Gene: prpf4bb
Product: pre-mRNA processing factor 4Bb
Exons: 15
Coding region: 76-3138 (1020 amino acids)
Biological process (GO): peptidyl-threonine phosphorylation; peptidyl-serine phosphorylation; mRNA cis splicing, via spliceosome
Molecular function (GO): protein serine/threonine kinase activity; ATP binding
Source: RefSeq, a predicted model, not a curated record
AGCAGAAGCCCCUCAGACUCUUUCUCCGUCGGUCUCAGGUCCGCGGGGAGACACAGCGGCCGCCAGGCGGAGAAAAUGGCGGAGGUGGAGAUGGAUCUACCGAGCGGGCGGCUGAAUAACGGAAAAGAAGACUUGGAAAGUCCGGAGAAGAGUGGGAAUGAGAACGGCGAAAUGUCAGAGGAGGACGAGGAGGAGGAGGGCGAGGAGCAGGCCGAGGUGAACGGAGAGAACCAGCGUGAAGGCUCUAAGCACCACAGCAGCAGCGGUAGUAAACACAAGAAGAAGAAACAUAAGCACCGUAGCAAACACAAAAAGCAUAAGCAUGCGUCCGAGGAGGAGAAGGAGAAGAAGCGCAAGCACAGACACAAACAUAAGAAGCACAGGCGCAAGGAGACGACGUCUCCGUCCGCGGGAGCCGUCAGCCGGAAGGCCGAGGAUGCCUCCCCCACUUCUGAGAACCCAAACAUGGACGACAGAGCCCUGCUGGAGGACCUAGAGAAGCAGCGGGCGCUGAUUAAAGCCGAGCUGGACAGUCAGCUGAUGGAGGGGAAGGUGCAGUCAGGCAUGGGUCUUAUCUUACAGGGGUAUAACUCCGGCUCCGAGGAGGAUGCAGAGGGGCAGAGGGCGCGUAACGGGGAACAGCGUCAGAGAAGCAGCGGAGGCAAAACUCGUUCACCCAGGGACCAGAGCAGCAAGGGGGGCAAAGCCAGACGUGAAUCGCCGGAUGCCGGGAAAGCCAGCGGGAAGCGCCGCAGCCGCAGCAGGUCCAGGGACAGAUCGGGGAAGGACAGCAAAGCCACCAAGACGACCAAAAGCAGCAGAGAGUCGGCCAAGGAGCGCAGCAAGUCUAAAGACAAGAAGCGCUCCCGGAGCCGGGACAGAUCCAAAGACAGGGGAAGGAAGUCCCCGUCUCCGUCCAGCAGGAGGCGCUCCUCGACAGAAAGGAGAACCGAACAGAAAGGACGUUCCGACCGGCGCUCCUCCCCUACUCGGACAGAGGAGAAGCGGACUCAAGAGCAGGCCAGCCGGCGGUCCGUGUCGCGCAGGAGCCGCUCGCGGGAUCGUAGGUCCCGCUCCAAAGAUGGACACCCGGCCCGUUCGGAGACGGACAGGGAACAGAGGCCGGGGAAGUCUCCUUCCAAGGAUGCUUCGUCGGGGAAGGAGAACCGCUCGCCACACAUCAGGAGGCCAUCGAGCCCUCAGCGUCGCCGCAGUUCCUCUCCCCGCCGCAGGGAGCGUCAGUCCCAUCCUCCGCCCUCAGGCUCCACCGAACGGAGCGCCAAACAGAGUCACUCGCCCUCGAGGAACAGAUCGCCUGCCAGGAGGGUUCGAAGUCGCUCGGGCGAGCGCAGGAGAGACUCACCGGUCAGGAAGCGCUCUCGUGCUGAUGGGAUCGGAAGGUCACAUGACUCGAGCCCAAUGAGGCGCAGGGUCAGCCGCUCACCGCUCAGACGAAGGUCCAUGUCACCACGCAGGCAGGCCCGCCUCUCGCCGAGGAGACGGAGCCGCACUCCUCUGAGACGAAGGUCUCCUGAGAGGGAUCGGUUCGGACGCUCCAGACCUCGUCGCUCCACCUCCAGGGACCGUGAGCGCAGGAGGAGGCGGAGCCGAGACGAGGACAAGUUCAAGGGGAGCCUGUCGGAGGGCAUGAAGGCGGACCAAGACUCCUCCUCUGAGGAAGUGAUGGAAGACUUCGAUGCUGAAGAGGAGGAUGAGGAAGCUCUGAUUGAACAGCGACGACAGCAGCGGCUCGCUAUAGUGCAGAAAUACAAGGCAGUGAACGAGGACAGCAACAUGGGCUCCAUGGCGUCCGAGCCCAGCAGCCCCCAGAGCAGCACACGCAGCCGUUCAGCCUCUCCAGACGACAUCCUGGAAAGAGCGGCUGCAGAUGUGAAAGAGUACGAGCGCGAGAACGUGAAUACGUUUGAGGCCAUCGUGAAGGCCAAGCACAACCUCAUCGCCCAGGAGAAAGAAGCAGCCAACACAAAAAAGCCCUCCGCCCCUGACAUGUUCACGGAGUCUGACGACAUGUUCGCUGCAGAUUUCGACAGUGCCAGGCUCAGGGCUGUGGGCAUCGGGAAGGACUUUAAAGAGAAUCCAAAUCUCAGGGACAACUGGACUGAUUCUGAAGGCUACUAUCGUGUAAACAUUGGUGAGAUGCUGGAUAAGCGCUAUGAUGUGUAUGGCUACACGGGGCAGGGUGUCUUCAGCAACGUUGUCCGAGCCAGAGACACUGCCCGUGCUGGCCAGGAGGUGGCAGUGAAAAUCAUCCGAAACAACGAGCUCAUGCAGAAGACAGGGCUGAAGGAACUGGAGUUCCUGAAGAAGCUCAACGAUGCUGAUCCUGAUGAUAAAUUCCACUGCUUGCGCCUCUUCAGGCAUUUCUACCACAAACAGCACUUGUGUCUAGUGUUUGAGCCUCUCAGUAUGAAUCUACGAGAGGUCCUGAAGAAGUACGGGAAAGAUGUAGGGCUCCACAUUAAGGCCGUUCGCUCUUACAGCCAGCAGCUCUUUCUGGCCCUGAAGCUUCUGAAGCGCUGCAACAUCCUACAUGCUGACAUCAAACCUGACAACAUAUUGGUGAACGAGUCCAAGACCAUCCUGAAACUCUGUGACUUUGGCUCAGCGUCUCACGUGGCUGACAACGACAUCACACCUUACCUGGUCAGCAGGUUCUACAGAGCUCCUGAGAUCAUUAUUGGGAAGCCAUAUGAUUACGGUAUUGAUAUGUGGUCAGUGGGCUGCACGCUGUAUGAGCUCUACACAGGAAAAAUCCUGUUCCCCGGCUCCUCCAACAACCACAUGAUCAAACUCUCCAUGGACCUCAAGGGCAAGAUGCCCAACAAGAUGAUCCGGAAAGGCUUGUUCAAAGAUCAACACUUCGACCAGAACUUGAAUUUCCUGUACAUAGAAGUGGACAAAGUGACUGAGAGGGAGAAAGUGACAGUAAUGAGCACUAUUAACCCCACGAAGGACCUGCUAGCAGACCUGAUCGGUGGCCAGAGGCUUCCUGAGGAGCAGCGGAAGAAGGUGAUGCAGCUGAAAGAUCUGCUGGAUGGCACUCUGAUGUUGGACCCAGCCAAGCGCAUCAGUAUCAACCAGGCCUUGCAGCACCCCUUCAUCCAGGACAAGAUCUGACCUUUCUUCACUUUUUAAUCUCUGACUUUUCUUUGACCUUCCACUGGAAGUGCAGUGGUCACGCCAGUCCUUCUCCUGGAGGUCUGCCGUCCUGUAAAAGUUGAGUGCAGUCCAGAUCUAACUGUCCUGAUCCACUUAAAUGAGGUCUUCAGACGGCUGUGAUCACCUUGGUUAGGUAUGUCGGGAAAGGACGGCGCUGAACUGUUAAGGGAAGCCGAUCUGCGGGUGGAGGGUUGGUCACCGGAGCACUGGAGUCAGAGCUGUGAUGCUGGUCUGGGACCGAACCAACAACCUCCAGCUGAGAAUGUUUAGAACCAUUGAAGACUUUUUUGUUUUUUUUGUUUUUUUACUCCUAUUUGCUUUGUUUUACAAGGAUGUUUUUGUUUCCCCAUGUGUUGAUUACGGAGCUGUCAGAAUGAUCUGAUUUUUAUUGUAAAUAAUCCAUGCAUAAUUACAUCUUGUCGUUCACACCAGAAAUGA